AUGGUACACCUCAGCAUGCGUGCAUCCUCGCUCGCCCGCCCAGGAAUCAACCCCCCCCGCCCAAGCAUGCGUCCGCUCAUUCUCACCACUUUCACUGACGCUUCUCCACUUCCUUACCCUUCCCUCCUGUUCCGUCUCUCCUCCCUCCGUCUGCUUCUUUUCCCCUCUGGUGCACCGCCCCCAUGCAGCAACCUCGAGUCCAUGCUCUCUCUCCCUCAGGAGGUUAUGUCCCUCGUGCGCCUGCAAUCACUGAGUCUCGCUUCCACCACCAUUCCGCCCAUUCGCAUGCCAAGCAUUCCCUCUGUCAUCGGCCAGCUCACCUCCCUCACUUCCCUGCAGAUUUCCAACGCAGUAGCAGGGGGAUCAUUCCCUGCAUCCCUGUCCCGACUGAAGCAACUCAAAUCACUGAGCCUGGGCGGCACUACCUUGUCUGCCACCAUUCCCCACUUCUUCUCCUGCCUCACUUCCUUGACACGCCU
This is a messenger RNA of Closterium sp. Naga37s-1, 479 nucleotides long. NCBI's taxonomy places the organism in Eukaryota, Viridiplantae, Streptophyta, Zygnematophyceae, Desmidiales, Closteriaceae. The record is from the annotation of a GenBank genome assembly.